GCCAGCUCCCGGCCCGGCCGCGUCCUCCACGUGCUGCCACCUUCACCCCCUGCUUGUCUUUCUCUUUGCAGCCUCCUCUGGUCCAAGCCAUCUUCAACCGCGAUGUAGAGGAGGUGCGGUCGCUGCUGAAUCAGAAGGAGAAUAUCAACGUUCUGGACCAAGAAAGACGAACGCCGCUGCAUGCUGCUGCCUACCUAGGAGAUGUUGCAAUCCUCGAGCUCCUCAUACUGUCAGGUGCUAACGUUAACGCAAAGGACACUGUCUGGCUCACCCCCUUACACCGCGCUGCGGCUUCUCGUAACGAGAAAGCACUUCACCUCCUCCUGAAGCACUCGGCAGACGUCAAUGCCCGCGACAAGUAUUGGCAAACGCCUCUGCACGUCGCCGCUGCCAACCGGGCCACCAAGUGCGUGGAGGCCAUCAUCCCCCUGCUGAGCACUGUCAACGUCGCGGACCGCACGGGCCGCACGGCGCUGCACCAUGCCGUGCACAGCGGCCACCUCGAGAUGGUGAACCUGCUGUUAAACAAAGGGGCCAGCCUGAGUACUUGCGACAAGAAGGAUCGCCAGCCCAUCCACUGGGCAGCUUUUCUGGGGCAUUUGGAAGUUCUGAAGCUGCUGGUGGCCCGGGGAGCCGACGUGAUGUGUAAGGACAAGAAGGGCUACACCCUGCUGCACACGGCGGCAGCCAGCGGCCAGAUCGAGGUCGUGCGUCACCUGCUGAGGCUGGGCGUGGAGAUCGACGAACCGAACUCCUUCGGUAACACUGCACUUCACAUCGCCUGUUACAUGGGCCAAGAUGCCGUGGCCAACGAACUGGUCAAUUACGGCGCCAACGUCAAUCAGCCUAACGAGAAGGGCUUCACCCCUCUGCACUUUGCUGCCGUCUCCACCAACGGGGCCCUGUGCCUGGAGCUCCUCGUGAACAACGGGGCCGACGUCAACUUUCAGAGUAAGGAAGGGAAGAGCCCCUUGCACAUGGCUGCCAUCCACGGGCGGUUCACGCGUUCGCAGAUCCUCAUUCAGAAUGGCAGUGAGAUUGACUGUGCUGACAAAUACGGCAAUACCCCCCUCCACGUUGCUGCUAGAUAUGGCCACGAGCUGCUAAUUAGUACUUUGAUGACGAAUGGUGCUGACACUGCAAGGCGUGGGAUCCACGACAUGUUCCCUCUGCACUUAGCUGUUCUCUUUGGAUUUUCAGACUGUUGUCGUAAGCUACUUUCCUCAGGUCAGUUGUACAGUAUCGUCUCCUCGCUGAGCAAUGAGCACGUGCUGUCCGCAGGCUUCGAUAUCAACACACCUGACAACCUUGGGAGGACUUGCCUCCACGCUGCUGCUUCUGGAGGGAACGUUGAAUGUCUUAAUUUGCUGUUGAGCAGCGGUGCUGACUUGAGGAGGAGAGAUAAAUUUGGAAGGACUCCACUGCACUACGCAGCUGCCAACGGCAGCUACCAGUGUACGGUGACGCUGGUCACUGCGGGAGCCAGUAUUAACGAGGCUGACUGUAAAGGCUGUACCCCCUUACACUAUGCUGCUGCUUCGGACACGUACAGGAGAGCAGAGACUCAUUCAGGAAACAGCCAUGACACUGACGAGGAGCCGCUGAAGGAGUCCAGGCUGAAGGAGGCGUUCUUUUGUUUAGAGUUCUUGCUGGAUAAUGGUGCUGACCCAUCCCUCCGGGACAAGCAGGGAUAUACUGCUGUCCACUAUGCAGCUGCGUACGGCAACAGGCAGAACCUUGAGCUGCUUCUGGAAAUGUCUUUUAACUGCCUGGAGGAUGUGGAAAGCACCAUUCCAGUCAGCCCUUUGCACUUAGCUGCCUAUAAUGGUCACUGUGAAGCCCUAAAGACACUUGCCGAAACCCUCGUGAACCUCGACGUGCGGGACCACAAGGGGCGGACGGCGCUGUACCUCGCCACGGAGAGAGGCUCCACGGAGUGCGUGGAGGUGCUCACCAGCCACGGCGCCUCCGCCCUGGUGAAGGAGAGGAAGAGGAAGUGGACCCCUCUGCACGCCGCAGCUGCCAACGGGAACACCGAUUCCCUGCACCUCCUGAUAGACAGCGGGGAGCGGGCAGACAUCACCGACGUCAUGGACAUCCACGGCCAAACCCCGCUGAUGCUGGCGAUCAUGAACGGCCACGUUGACUGUGUCCACCUCCUGCUGGAGAAGGGCUCCACAGCUGACGCAGCGGACAAGAGGGGAAGGACCGCGCUGCAUCGAGGGGCUGUGACGGGCUGUGAGGACUGCCUGGCUGCCCUGCUGGACCACGAUGCCUUCGUUCUGUGUCGGGAUUUCAAAGGCCGGACCCCGAUCCACUUUGCUUCGGCAUGCGGACACUUGGAAAUCCUGCGGACCCUGCUGCAGGCAGCCCUCUCUACUGACCCUCUGGACUCUGUGGUGGACUAUAGCGGUUACUCACCGAUGCACUGGGCUUCGUACAGCGGGCAUGAAGAUUGUCUUGAAUUGUUACUUGAACACAAUCCAUUUGCGUACCUAGAAGGAAAUCCCUUUACUCCAUUGCACUGUGCAGUAAUUAACAACCAGGACGGCACUGCUGAAAUGCUGGUGGAAGCAUUAGGUGCCAAGAUUGUUAAUAGCAGAGAUGCCAAAGGAAGGACACCCCUUCACGCUGCUGCCUUUGCAGACAACAUCCAUGGUUUACAGCUGCUUCUGCGCCACCAAGCCGAGGUGGACACGACUGACAAGCUGGGGAGGACUCCCCUCAUGAUGGCUUCAGAGAACGGGCACACCGCAGCAGUCGAGUUCCUGCUGUAUCAAGCAAAAGCAAAUAUAACUGUGCUGGAUGUCAACAAGAACACAGCUCUUCACCUGGCCUGCAGCAAGGGUCAUGAAAAGUGUGCCUUGUUGAUCCUGGGGGAAACCCAAGACCUUGGCCUUAUCAAUGCAAGUAACAGUGCUCUGCAGAUGCCGCUCCACAUCGCAGCGCGGAACGGGCUGGCCGCCGUCGUCCAGGCCCUGCUCAGCAGAGGUGCCACCGUGCUGGCUGUGGAUGAAGAAGGUCAUACCCCAGCCUUGGCAUGCGCUCCCAACAAGGACGUAGCCGACUGCCUGGCACUUAUCCUCUCCACCAUGAAGCCUUUCCCACCUAAAGACGCCAUCAGCUCUUUCAGCUUCAACCUCCUCAAGAACUGCGGCAUUGCAGCCAAAACCGCGGCCUGCGGGGCCCUGCCCAACGGCAGCACCUGCCCCUACGGCAAGGACCGGCACAAUGCCAUCGGCUUGGACGGCUGUUACUCGGAGUAGCUUAACCUAUGGGUGACCUAAUAUCUUAUUAUAUUUAUUUAGAAAUUCUAUAAAUAUAGGGCACUUUAAAGGAGAACAAGACUGGGCAGGCCUUCUAGCGUGGCCGGGUAGACCAAGAGUUCAGUGCUUCUUCCUCUUCUUGCCGGAGUGCCGGUGCGGUGCCGAAGCUGCUAAUUGGCGUGACGAGCGGUUGGCGGCACUGCUCCGUGAGUGUCCCCCCCCCCCCCUCCAGACGCAUGCUCCCAUCCCUGCGUGGCUGCCCCCGGGCUGCUGCUGGGUCCGUGGCCAGAGAGAACCGAAAUGAGGGAAAAAAAACACAAAAUUAAAAAAAAAAGCAGCCAGUUGGGACCAUCCAGUGGCCUGGGAAGGGGAUUUGGCUCCCGGCUUUUGGGGUGAAUGAAAAUCUUCCCAAUCCCCUGCCCUCGAGGGGGGGCAGUGUCCCUGCGCCGCUGCCGGCCGGGAGGGGGAAGCCUGAACUCUUGGUGGGGUCUGGGGGGGGGAUUUGGGAACUGGACGGCCUCGCAGCCGCUGGGGUGGGCGUUAGCUCCUGGCCAAGUGCCACUGUAACUGCUCCUCGCUCUGAGUCACUUUUCUCACGCUCAUCCUUCGAUUCCAAUACAAACACUUGAAUCAAGAUCUACUGUACCUGGGACACUAAAAUAUCCUUUUGGCAGCUGUCAUUUUUAUGCAAAAACGGGUGCUGCUGCCCAACCCCGCGGGCUGCUCACCGCGGAUGCGCUGCUGGAACCUCCCUCCCUCCACCAGGCACUUUAGGGAUUCUGUUGGUUUUUUGUUCUUUUUUUUUUUCUUUUUUUUUUUUCCUUGGCAAAAUGUUGGAUCCUAAGAAAAGAUUCUUUUUUGGAUUUUCGUUCUCUGUGUUGGAGUUGGAUCAUCCUUAGGGGUCCCUUCCAACUCAAGAUGUUCUGUUCUAUGGUUCUACUGCAUGGCUGUUUCCAUGCGAAAGUCAGUGUUGCUUUUUUUUUAAAAAAAGAGUUAUUUAUAAAGAAAUAAGCAUUUACCUUUAAAAAAUGAGCAUUUACCUUUAAAAA
Oxyura jamaicensis (ruddy duck) is the source of this 4315-nucleotide messenger RNA. It is a transcript of the gene ANKRD52, whose product is annotated as ankyrin repeat domain 52. The record is from RefSeq and is a predicted model, not a curated record. Lineage: Eukaryota; Metazoa; Chordata; Aves; Anseriformes; Anatidae. Gene Ontology annotation, molecular function: protein binding. The coding region runs from base 507 to 3266 and encodes 919 amino acids. The transcript is spliced from 27 exons.